Messenger RNA from Cynoglossus semilaevis (tongue sole), 2017 nucleotides. It is a transcript of the gene dr1, whose product is annotated as down-regulator of transcription 1. Gene Ontology annotation, cellular component: negative cofactor 2 complex. NCBI's taxonomy places the organism in Eukaryota, Metazoa, Chordata, Actinopteri, Pleuronectiformes, Cynoglossidae. Bases 717 to 1244 code for a protein of 175 amino acids. Gene Ontology annotation, biological process: RNA polymerase II preinitiation complex assembly; negative regulation of transcription by RNA polymerase II. The transcript is spliced from 3 exons. Gene Ontology annotation, molecular function: protein heterodimerization activity; RNA polymerase II general transcription initiation factor activity; TBP-class protein binding. The record is from RefSeq and is a predicted model, not a curated record.
AUGCCGAGUAACCCUACAGAAUAAGUUAGACGAUUUGUCAAUCUAUUGCUGACCUCAGUGAACAGACAAAGAAAAUGUGUUAAAUGUAAUGUGCCUUCCAGCUCGGUAUCUGUAAGGUAAUCGACGGUUCGUGCUAGCUAAUCUAAACCUCUUCGAAAUUCGAACGCCUACUGAAUUGCUUCCGUUGGUGAAAUGUCACUUCCGGUAGUUUUGCGACGGCGAUGCUGUAUACUUUCAAGCUAACAGGAGUGCUAAGGAAAGCUUCAGAAAGCAUACAAUUACGUUUGUUAGUUUUCCGGUGAUUGUAGUUGACGCAAGAAAAUAUUGUUGUGCUGCCAUUGAAAUAAAUUGCACCUACCUUUUUUUUUUGUCAUUUAGCUCGUAAUGACCGGUGGCGCUCAUUGUCAUCUGAGCUUUAGCAAUGCUCUCAAAUGACUAAUACAUAGCUAGUCUAGCACAGUAGCGUUUAUUCACCAUUUCCAUCUCAGUAUUUAUAUUAUUCAUUGGUCGAGUUUUCUCUUCCUGACAUUUACGUAGUGACAACUGUGGUUUUCACAAACUGCGUAUUCUCCGUCUAAAAACACCUAGAAUUAGCCGCAUGUGCUGUCUUAUUGACCCCAAAGGUUUACUCCUUGAAGGGCGGACUUAUUUCGCUUAGCAAGUCAAGACACUAGAGCGUUUUUAUCUCCCAAUUUUCUUUCAUAUUUUUUGGCACGAUGGCUUCCUCUUCCGGGAAUGACGAUGACCUCACCAUUCCCAGGGCAGCUAUCAACAAAAUGAUCAAAGAAACUCUGCCCAACGUGCGGGUAGCCAACGACGCCCGGGAACUGGUAGUGAACUGCUGCACGGAGUUCAUACACCUUAUUUCCUCCGAGGCUAAUGAAAUUUGCAACAAGUCCGACAAAAAGACUAUAUCUCCAGAGCACGUCAUUAACGCAUUGGAGAGCCUCGGCUUUGCAUCAUAUAUCACUGAGGUAAAAGACGUGUUGCAGGAAUGUAAAACUGUUGCUCUAAAGAGAAGGAAGGCCAGUUCUCGUCUGGAAAAUCUGGGCAUCCCUGAAGAAGAGCUUCUCAGACAGCAGCAGGAACUUUUUGCCAAGGCACGGCAGCAGCAGGCGGAGCUAGCUCAGCAAGAGUGGCUGCAGAUGCAGCAGGCGGCCCAGCGGGCACAGAUGGCGGCAGCAUCAUCCAGUGCCUCUCAACAGGCCGGUUCCUCUCAGGACGAAGAAGAUGAUGACGUGUAAGAAUGGACUCUGUCUAGCACCUACGAGAUUGGCGCUGUGUUAGAGGUGCAUGUUUCACCUCUGUGUGAAGCAAAUCGGUGAAAUACAGGAAAUGUACGUUUUCAAACGGACACUGACGAGAAUUUAAGAUGGGAGAUUUUUUUUGUUUUUUUUGUUUUUGUAUUUUAAACUGGCCAAUCAAAAAAUAGGCUUGUCAUUUACCAUCUCCCCCACCUUACUUAAUUUUGCUUCUGUUGAACUGUAUUCACAUUCACAGUGAGUGUUUUGGGAUUUGCAUAUGUCAUUUUCUUCUGCAGUUCUGCAUUUUCUUCUGCAAGCUCAUUUAUAGGGGAUGUGAAUGUUUUUCUUACGUGACCUUUUAUAGCCAUUCUAAACCAAUGAACCUUUGAAUCAAAAAAACUGUAAUGUAAAAUGUUGACACGUGUUGACCUAUCUGCAGUAUUUGUAAAAACCUGUGUUAUUCAGGAGCAGGGCAUUUCUGUCUCAUAUAUCCAAAUACAGAUGACGGACUAAAAAGCCUUGUGUAAGUGAGAUGUUUUUCUUGCUAAAGGGUGUCGUUACGGCCGUGAUAUUUGCUGCCUACACCAGGAUGCUUUUUAUUUCCUCUGUGCACUGUUACACAUCCGUAGAGUAACUAAGGUUAAUCAUCUGUGCAGACGAGUGAUCUUGUCGCGUACAACAUCCAUUAAGGUUUUAUUCUUUGAGCAAUAAACAGAUAUAAAAAAAUGUGUUUAUUUUAAUAUUCACUUUCGAAAUAAAAGAUAUUAACUUGU